Messenger RNA from Trametes versicolor FP-101664 SS1, 1137 nucleotides. RefSeq lists its product as uncharacterized. NCBI's taxonomy places the organism in Eukaryota, Fungi, Basidiomycota, Agaricomycetes, Polyporales, Polyporaceae. The transcript is spliced from 6 exons. The coding region runs from base 53 to 760 and encodes 235 amino acids. Gene Ontology annotation, molecular function: oxidoreductase activity, acting on a sulfur group of donors, disulfide as acceptor. The record is from RefSeq and is a predicted model, not a curated record.
CUCUUCUCGACGCCGACGUCGGCUGCGCUCUCCAACAUUGUCUGCGACCACCAUGUUCACAGCCAGCCUUGCUCUCAUCUGCCUCCUUGCCGGUCUCGUUUCACUCGCGCACGGCGCAGUCGCUGGCUCGCUGGGCGUACAGACAAGUGACGCAUAUACAGGCGGCUUUGAUGAUGUCAAAGUUCCAGUCGUGCUCGGCGUGAUGAGCCGCUGCCCCGAUGCCGUUCUGUGCGAGACCGUCUUCGAUCAUGUUCUGCAGCGCGUUGCCGACAAAGUGGAUCUCUCGCUCACGUUCAUCGGGAAGAUCAACGCCUCCGAGCCCGACUUUGGCGUGACAUGCAAACAUGGUCCCGAGGAGUGCGCGGGGAAUGUGCACGAACUGUGCGCUAUCAAAUACGCUCCCACACAGCGGUGGUGGAACUUCGUCCAUUGCCUGAACUUCAAGGGCCGAACUGAGAUCGGGAAGCCUGAAACGGCGCUGCAAUGCGCGAAGACGACAGAACUCGACUGGGAGAACAGCGGUGUGGGCGCGUGCGCCGGGCUGGAUGGGAGUGGGAAAGGAGAAGAGGGCGUGCGGAUGCUGCAACAGAGCGUUGCCGUAACGGAAGAGAUGGGCAUCGAGAAGAGCUGCACUAUAGUGAUCAACGGGAAGCCCGUUUGCAUUCACGACGAAACGUGGAAGGAGUGCGAGGGCGGCCAUGCCCCGAAGGACUUCAUCAGGCAGAUUGAGGAGGAGUACAACAAACUUAACCAGUCGUGAGGAGGACAGAAGUAGUAUAUCGGCGUAGGGGCGAUGUCAUUAUACCACGCAUGUAUGAUCCGCGGGCUCUUCAACCACCCAAAAUAAGCUCGUAUCCGAUGAUGACCAGGUUCAGCCCUAUGAGUGGUAUCCGCAUGAGUGUCCGCACAGCGCUGAUCAAGAUUAUUAGCCGUCCCUUCACGCCGACAUCCUGCGCUCCGGGGUAUGCUGCUUGGUCGUAUGGUUGAGCAUAUGGCUGGCCAAAGCCGGGGUUCGCUGGUUGUGGCUGCGCGGAAGACCAGCCGAUUCGUGCCAGGAACCUGUCUUCGCUGAGAACAGCCAUAGCGUUUAUGAGGAGUAGCGAGACAUAGAGAAUCGUGCCGAGGUAGAGCAUAGAU